CGCCGAGCGCGGCGGGCGGCCGGGUGCGGAGAGUGGUGCACGUGGGAUGCGGGCCGGUGGAGCAUGUUUCCAGGCAUGAACCCAGCGGCUGCGGCGGCGGCGGCGGCGCGGCAUACGGCGCCCGGCCAGCCCGGCCAGCCGUUCAAGUUCACUGUGUCGGACUCGUGCGACCGCAUCAAGGAGGAGUUCUCGUUCCUGCAGGCGCAGUACCACAACCUCAAGCUGGAAUGCGAGAAGCUUGCCAGCGAGAAAAUCGAAAUCCAGCGCCAUUACGUGAUGUACUACGAGAUGUCGUACGGCUUGAACGUCGAGAUGACCAAACAGGUGAGCCCGCUUAGAGUGGACUCAGACUGA
Messenger RNA from Pollicipes pollicipes, 354 nucleotides. RefSeq names its product transducin-like enhancer protein 4. The record is from RefSeq and is a predicted model, not a curated record. Gene Ontology annotation, molecular function: transcription corepressor activity; protein binding. Gene Ontology annotation, biological process: negative regulation of canonical Wnt signaling pathway; regulation of DNA-templated transcription. Lineage: Eukaryota; Metazoa; Arthropoda; Thecostraca; Pollicipedomorpha; Pollicipedidae. Gene Ontology annotation, cellular component: transcription regulator complex; nucleus. The transcript has 5 exons. The coding region runs from base 64 to 354 and encodes 96 amino acids.